Molecule: messenger RNA, 738 nt
Organism: Trichoderma citrinoviride
Lineage: Eukaryota; Fungi; Ascomycota; Sordariomycetes; Hypocreales; Hypocreaceae
Exons: 2
Coding region: 1-738 (245 amino acids)
Source: RefSeq, a predicted model, not a curated record
AUGUCCUCUGAUGACUCGCGCACAACCGGCGAAGCAACCGAUAGGACGAUCGGGGAAUUCGGUAGGAGAGCCAGCUGCUGCUACAACCUCAGCUCCCCUGUCGGGCGAGGCUGGAUCGGCAAGGCUGACACCAGCUGCCGAGCGAGCGAGAGGGUGUGCGAGAUCCCCACCAACGUGGAGGAGACAGGCCAGAGGCGUGACAAGGAUCUCGAGGCACGCGACGCGAGACUCACGGGAAGUCACAUGAACGGCCUGCACGUGAGACGGGCUGCAGCCCUCCGAAGCUCUGGGGAGAGCAGGCUGUGGAGAAGGCGAAAGCUUGUUCGAGGCGCGGGACCAGCGAAAAGAUACAAGUCACAAAGCCAAGAGAAAGACGGGCAUGAUCGUGAUAAUCUCGAAGUUUAUUGCAGGAGAGGCAGGGAAAUGCAUGCGAAACACGGCAGCGCCGCCUGUCCAGGUUGGCGAGAGACUGCGCGGAGAUUGGAGGCUGUUUCCAUGGCAGGCGCAGUACAAAUUGCCUGUUAUGCGGCCAUCGAGCGGCGAGCAGGCGUCUCGUACCUGUACCGAGCAUGGAGCUUGCACGAGCAGCACCCGCCAGCGAACGGGAGCGUCAUCGCGGGUACUGCUACUCCGAGGUGCUACCGGCGAUAUGGCCACCCAUCAGGUGUUUUGGUUCCAAGGUUGUCAACAGCCGGCGAGGGCCAGAGCACGAGUACUACAGGCCAGCCCAACCACUAA